AUGGCGAUUUCAGACGCUGACGGCACGCCGUCCAGCGGAACGGCGGGGCAGGAUGCCUCGCUGGCUGCUGUCACGGAAUCAAACGGCCGGCUGGCAAAAUCAGGUCCUGCGAAAGGCCAGCGAAAGCCACCACACCGUCGCGAAAGGUACUUCGGUGACGGUAGUAAGGUCGAGGAAGCGAAGAAAGAGUCGAAAGGGAAGGCCGGAACUGCCGCGCAAGGUUCCGGGCUUACAGCGGCGGAGGGUUUAGGGGACGCAGCGGAGGGUUUCGGGGACGCGGCGCAGGGUUUAGGGUUGGCGGGGAGAGAGGCUGGAGGUGGGGAGGCGGAAACGGAUUGGAGCGCAUGGGGGAAGGAAACCGCGGAUGACGGGAGGAGGGGGAAGGGCGAGGAGCGGAGGGAGGAAGGGGAGGUUGAUGAUGAUGACGAGGGGGAGGAUGGCGUGGACGCGGAGACGCGCGGCAGGAUGAGCAAGUACAGCCGCGGCAAGGCGCUAAAAACCGAGAAAUUUCCGGGCAGAUUGAAAGCAAAGAUGGAGCAUCGGGAGAAGGUGAUUGGCCAAGGAGUCUUGACGGCUGCCCAGGCAGAGAAGUGGCUGCUGCCGUCAGAAGCAGGGUACGUGGAGGCGGAGGGAGUGGAGCGCACGAGCAACCUGUCUCAAGCCGACAUCGUGCAGCACGUGGGCGCUGGUAGCAGACGAGCUGCCUUCGACCUCAAGCUGCCAGAGCUGGGCCCGUACAAGGCGGCCUACUCGCUCAACGGGCGCAGCCUGCUGCUGGGGGGGCGCAAGGGGCACCUAGCUGUGGUGGACUGGCGCCGCUGCCACGUCACCUCCGAGAUCCAGGUACGAGAGACGGUGCACGAUGUGUGCUUCCUCCACAACGAGCAAUUCUUUGCCGCCGCGCAGAAGAGGUACACAUUCAUUUAUGACAAGAGGGGCAUCGAGCUGCACUGCCUCAAGAACAUCACGGGCAGCGGCGCAUUGCGCCUGCAGUACCUGCCGCACCACAUGCUGCUGGCGUCCAUCUCCAAGGGCGGCGUGCUGGACUAUGUGGACACCACCACGGGCCGCCACGUGGCGCAGUGCAAGACGCGCAAGGGGCGCUGCGACGCCAUCACAGCCGACAGCCGCACGGGCGUGAUCUCCCUGGGCCACAGCAACGGCACCGUCUCCCUCUGGAGCCCCUCCAUGGGGACUCCCCUCGCCACACUGCUAGCCCACCACGCGCCGCUCACAGCCAUCGCUAGUGAUGCGUCGUCCGGGAGGUACCUGGUGACGGCGGGCAUGGAGGGGCGCGUGCGCGUGUGGGACGUGCGCACGCUGCGCGAGCUGCACUCGUACGUCUCGCCCACUCCAGCGAGGACGGUCGCGCUGAGUCAGCGCGACAUGCUGGCGGUGGGGUUCGGGUCGGCGGUGGAGGUGUGGAAGGAGGCGCUGACAGCCAAGCAGCACACGCCGUACCUGAAGCUCAGGAUUCAGUCGAGUGGGGCAAACAGGAACACAAGGAGUGGUGGGGGAGGCGGGGCGGCAGCGACUUUCGCCGGAACCACCGCAGCAGCAGCGGUGGAGAGACUUUCCUUCUGCCCGUACGAGGACGUUUUGGGCGCCGGGCACGCGGAGGGGUUUUCGUCGCUGCUGGUGCCCGGGGCAGGCGAGGCAAACUUUGACUCGUUUGUGGCGAACCCGUUUGAGACGGGGAAGCAGCGGCGCGAGGCAGAGAUCCACAUGCUGCUGGACAAGCUGCCGCCCGAAUCCAUCAUGCGCGACCCCGACCGCAUCGGCACUCUCCUCCGCCCCCACGACCGCCAACGCUCCCUCACCAACGCUCUUGUCUCCAAGGCUAACGCUGCGGCUCGGGCAAAGAGCCUCGGGAAGAGCCCCGGGGAAAAGAAAGGAGGGGGAAAGGAGGGUGGGGAUGGUGCUGGUGGUGGGGGAGGGGGAGGGGGAGGGGAGGAGGGGGAUGAGGAGGAUGAGGAGGAGGGUGAGGAGGGGAAGGAUGGGGCGAAGCGGCCUCGGGAGAAGAACAAGACCAAGGGGCGGAACAAGCCGUCGAAGCGAGCCAAGAAGAGGAAGAUGAACAUCAUUGAGACCAAGAGGGAGGCCACUCGGAGAGACGUGCGUGCCAAGGAGGGCGGAGGAGGGGGAGGGCCGAGUGGAGGAGGGGAGGAAGGGAAGUCUGCAGUGCCGCUUGCUCUGGCUCGAUUCCAACGGAAAGGAGCAACGUAG
Messenger RNA from Closterium sp. Naga37s-1, 2226 nucleotides. Lineage: Eukaryota; Viridiplantae; Streptophyta; Zygnematophyceae; Desmidiales; Closteriaceae. The record is from the annotation of a GenBank genome assembly.